AUGCGGUUGAUAACUUUGUGUGUUGCGAUCAGCUUAGUUUCCACCAUCGCUGAUGCGUCUUCAAAAAAAAUCAUUUGCUAUUUCGGUUCCUGGUCAGUUUAUCGUCCAGGGAAUGGACAAUUCGAUAUUAACGGAAUUGAUCCAACUCUUUGCACUCAUUUAAUUUAUUCAUUCGUUGGCGUUGAAGGCAAUGACAUCAAAAUCCUAGACUCCUGGAGUGAUCUCCCAAGGAAUCUAGACGGUUUUGGAAAAUUUGUUAGCCUUCGAAAAAAAAAUCCAUCCCUUAAAAUUAUGAUUGCUGUUGGUGGAUGGAACGCUGGAUCGGUUCCAUUCUCUAAAAUGGCAAGUAAUCAAGCCCAACGAGAAGCUUUUGCUAAGAAUGCAGUUAAAUUUCUCGAACAAUAUCAGUUUGAUGGAUUAGAUAUCGAUUGGGAAUAUCCCGCUCAACGAGGUGGAGUUAAAGCAGAUGUGAAAAAUUUUGUGAAGCUAGCUGCUGCUUUAAAAAAAGCAUUUGCUCCACAUGGUUACAUUCUUAGUACUGCUGUAGCAGCACCAGAGUCUUCAGUAUCACAGUCUUAUGACAUAAUAGGGAUGAGUCAAUACUUUGAUUUCAUUAAUCUCAUGGAGUAUGAUUUUCAUGGCUACUGGGAUGGUCACACUGGAAUGAAUGCACCUCUUUUCGCUUCAUCGAGUGACUCUGGGAAUGAGUUAAAAUUAAAUAUUGAAGCUUCAGUAAAUUAUUGGGUAAAAAAUGGAGCUCCGAGAGAAAAGCUCAUUUUGGGUAUCCCAACAUAUGGAAAGAGCUUUACACUUUCAAAUCCUCGUAAUAAAGGUGUAGGUGCUCCAUCGAAUGUGAAAGGAACAGCUGGUCCUUAUACACGAGAACCUGGAAUACUUGGGUAUAAUGAAAUCUGUGAGAUAUUCAAAGCAGGGGGUUGGAAAAUUUAUCAGGACAAUGAAAGAGGCGUGCCUUAUGCGGUCAAAGGCAACCAGUGGGUUUCAUUCGAUGAUAUUCCUGCCAUUAAAGCCAAAGCUGAGUUCAUUAAACAAGAACGUUUAGGUGGAGCCAUGAUCUGGAGUAUCGAAACCGAUGAUUUCAAGGGUAUUUGUGGUGAAAAAUAUCCAAUAUUAAAAGCUUUAAACUCCGUUUUAGGUAGUGAAAUUUCUAAAAAUUCUAAUCUUCGAGUUUGGAAAAAAAAGCAAAAUAAAUUCACUACAAGUACACCAACUACGACUAGUUUUGUCGAGGAUCUUCCUGAGACUCUAAAAGAGUCAGAUCGUUCAUCAGGAAAUGGAGAAUGUACCUUUGUUGGUCAAUUUAUUAUUAAUCCAAGUAAUUGUGGAUUUUUUGUUUGUGAUCAUGAUGGUAUUGGAGGCUUUAGAAAAAUUCCAGGAGCCUGUCCUGCAGGUCUUUGUUUCAAUCCAACUUAUCAAAGGUGCGAUUGGAAAUAG
Molecule: messenger RNA, 1452 nt
Organism: Chelonus insularis
Lineage: Eukaryota; Metazoa; Arthropoda; Insecta; Hymenoptera; Braconidae
Product: acidic mammalian chitinase-like
Exons: 4
Coding region: 1-1452 (483 amino acids)
Biological process (GO): chitin catabolic process; carbohydrate metabolic process
Cellular component (GO): extracellular region
Molecular function (GO): chitin binding; chitinase activity
Source: RefSeq, a predicted model, not a curated record